AAAGCCGAAACUAAAAACCCAAAAACAACUUAACUGUUUCUUCCUUAUUUGAAAACUAUGCUUCUUAUUCUUCUUCAUAGUUCUCUUUAACAACACACUCUUUCUCUCUCAAACGCAAACGCAAAAGCUGAAAAUUAAAUUAAACAAAUUCACAACGAUUCCUCAUUGUUUUUGUUCGUUGCUUUUCUUCAUCAACAUUCUUCCUUGCUUCUCUUAUGUUUUGAUUAAAGUUGGAACUCUGGUUAAUUAGCUGUGCCAACUUUAAUCGGAAGGAUGGGUAGCACAUUCAAUCCACAGAUUUUAGUGGAAAAACUAGCCAAGCUGAAUAGCUCGCAGACAAGCAUAGAGACUUUGUCACAUUGGUGCAUAUUUCAUAUGAACAAAGCCAAACAAGUUGUCGAAACGUGGGCUAAACAGUUCCAUUCCUCUCCUCGUGAGAAGAAAUUGGCAUUUCUGUUUCUUGCAAAUGAUAUUUUACAAAACAGCAGGCGAAAGGGUUCUGAAUUUGUUGGUGAAUUUUGGAAGGUUCUUCCAGAUUCUCUUCGAGAUGUCAUUCAAAACGGAGACGACAAUGCAAGGAACCAAGCGCGUCGACUGAUUGGUAUAUGGGAUGAAAGAAAAGUUUUUGGUUCUCGUGGUCAAAUUCUUAAGGAAGAAUUUGUUGGGAGGCAUGCGGAAAACAAUAACCGUGAUGUGAAACCUAUGAACGCGAAACCUACAAAUGUGAAACCUAUGAACGUAAAACUGAGGCCAUCUGCCGGGAAUGCAUUGGACAGAAUAGUUUCAGGCUAUCAGUAUAUUUAUGGAGGGCAGACAGAUGAAGAUGCUGUAUUAAGCAAAUGCCAGAAUGCCAUUAGUUCUCUUGAGAAAGUAGAUAAGGAAAUAGAUCAUGAUAGUAAUUCAGGGAAAUUCCAUGGACCUGCAGUAGUGAAUGAACUCCAGGGGCAUAAUGGCAUACUAAAGGACUGCAUUGAUCAGUUAACAGCAAUAGAAUCAUCAAGAGCCAGCCUUGUCUCUCACCUGAGAGAGGCUCUUCAGGAUCAGGAAUUCAAGCUGGGUCAAGUCCGUAGCCAGAUUCAGGCUGCACGUGUUCAGUGGGAGCAUUCCAACAAUACCUGCCAACAAUUACUGAAUGGCAACAAUAUUCAGUCAUUAGUUGAACAAAGCUCAAAGGAAAUUCAAACCUCCAUGACACCUGCAAGUUUUAUCUCUGGCGGGGAGCAGUCAGCCCCCUUAAUGUAUUCACCACAAGUGAUGUUUUCUCAAAAUUCUGGACACAGUGAGGAAGAUCCACGCAAGUCUGCAGCUGCUGCAGUGGCAGCAAAGCUGACUGCUUCCACAUCCUCUGCCCAGAUGCUGUCUUAUGUGCUAUCCUCUUUAGCAUCAGAGGGUGUCAUAGGAAAUCAGAUGACAGGGUCUUCUGCUGAUUAUCAUGCCGAGAAAAGGACAAAGCUUGAGAAUGACCAAUCUUAUGUGCCAUCUCAGAAUCCUCAACAACCAUUACCUCCCUUUUCACUUUCUGAACCUACCCAAACAUCCAACCAGCAAUCUACUCCAAAUGAGCCACCACCUCCUCCCUCAUCAUCACCUCCCCCAUUACCCCCACUGCCACCAACACCUCAACAAUACCCUGUGCCGCAGUUCAUGCAGAAUGUUGGAUCCGUUAACAAUAUGGCAUAUAGCUAUGGCGUGAUGCAACAGCCAUCAAUGGCAACCUAUCCUGCAGUUGGGGUUUCCAUGAACAACAUAUCUCCUUAUACACCUCAAAUGAAUGCUUAUCAGGGUUUUCAGGGGCCUGAUGGAAAUUACUACAACCAGCCCUCCUCAAUGCCUAUGGUCCCCAUUUCUCGCCAAUAAAAUUCCCAAUUCUGAGUCCCAUAGCAUCUCUUUGAGGUAAGCAAAGGUGUCUUAGAACAACCUUUGUACCUCUACCCUUAACAUUACUAUUGGAAUCUGAUUAUCACUAUAUAAUCAGAUGUGAACAUAGUAAAUGUUGUAUAACAUGUAGUUGAAGACAGGUGCAAAUUUUCUGGAGUGACAAUAACUUAAUGCUGUGUUACCUUUGAGGAUAAUGUUUUUUUUUCUUUCAGUAGGGUUAUUUAUCUUUUCAAGACUGUAAAAUUUAGCAGAUAUUGUUGCCUUGGAGGCUUUCUAGAUGUCUGUGUUUUGUAGUGUUGUAGACAUGUCUUCAUUUGCUGCUGAAUUGGUUACUGAUGUAAUUUUUCAUCAGUGCUACUGGCUAGCUUGCAUAUCUUCAAAAGAUUUGCAUUUUCCCCUACAGGUGCCUGCUGGACAGUUAUGUGUACAGACCAGGGUCAAGUUAGUUUGAAACAUUUAUUUAUUUAUUUAUAUUAUACAUGACAACUUGUUGUGAUA
Medicago truncatula (barrel medic) is the source of this 2376-nucleotide messenger RNA. RefSeq names its product regulation of nuclear pre-mRNA domain-containing protein 1A. The coding region runs from base 274 to 1857 and encodes 527 amino acids. The transcript is spliced from 8 exons. Gene Ontology annotation, biological process: mRNA 3'-end processing. The record is from RefSeq and is a predicted model, not a curated record. Lineage: Eukaryota; Viridiplantae; Streptophyta; Magnoliopsida; Fabales; Fabaceae. Gene Ontology annotation, molecular function: RNA polymerase II complex binding.